Pseudoliparis swirei is the source of this 3575-nucleotide messenger RNA. RefSeq names its product protein-L-isoaspartate (D-aspartate) O-methyltransferase domain containing 1 (gene pcmtd1). The coding region runs from base 412 to 1536 and encodes 374 amino acids. Gene Ontology annotation, biological process: protein modification process. The transcript is spliced from 6 exons. Lineage: Eukaryota; Metazoa; Chordata; Actinopteri; Perciformes; Liparidae. Gene Ontology annotation, molecular function: protein-L-isoaspartate (D-aspartate) O-methyltransferase activity. The record is from RefSeq and is a predicted model, not a curated record. Gene Ontology annotation, cellular component: cytoplasm.
CCUGUGUUUACAUCUUCUCAGCUGUGUCUCUCUGCUCCCACUUCGACACAACGGCUCGCGCGCACCAACUUACUUCAGCCCCUCUCUUCUUCUCGCACGGACCAGCUAACUAAACUAAACUAGUUACAGCAGUUUGGCCUCUCAGAAACGGGGGAAAGGGGAGGCCGCGUGAAGGUCUGCGAGGCGACUAUCCGUCGCGUUGCACGGAGCACCGAGUUCCGAGAGGAGCGAGUUAACGCGACACACCGUCACUUGCCGCCUGGACGAUGACCGCGGUCUGAGCCGACGCUCCAGGAGUUCCCAGCGGUCGGCGUUCAGGUCAGACGCUCCCCCCCCCCCCCCCCCCCAUGCCACUCUGAGGAGGGGUACGAGUUCGGGCUCCUUGUGUUUCUCAUCUCUUUCCCCGCCACCAUGGGCGGAGCCGUGAGCGCCGGGGAGGACAACGACGACCUCAUCGAUAACCUGAAGGAGGCCCAGUAUAUUCGCACGGAGAAAGUGGAGCAGGCCUUUCGGGCCAUCGACCGCGGCGACUACUACCUGGACGGCUACCGGGACAGUGCCUACAAAGACCUGGCGUGGAAGCACGGCAACAUCCACCUGUCGGCCCCGUGCAUAUACUCGGAGGUGAUGGAGGCCCUCAAGCUGCAGCCCGGGCUUUCCUUCCUCAACCUGGGCAGUGGGACCGGCUACCUGAGCACAAUGGUCGGCCUUAUCGUAGGGCCGUUUGGUGUGAACCAUGGGGUUGAGCUCCAUAAGGACGUGGUGGAAUAUGCCCGAGAGAAGCUGGAUGAUUUCAUAAAGAACAGUGACAGCUUUGAUAAGUUUGAGUUCUGUGAACCCGUCUUCGUGGUGGGGAAUUGCCUCGAAAUCUCUCCAGACAGCCACCAGUACGAUCGCAUCUACUGCGGCGCCGGAGUGCAGAAAGACCACGAAAAUUACAUGAAAGUACUGCUCAAAAUUGGAGGCAUUCUGGUGAUGCCUAUAGAAGAUCAGCUGACCCAGAUCACCAGGACCGGCCAGUGCACAUGGGACAGCAAGAACAUCUUGGCCGUGUCCUUCGCCCCGCUGGCCCAGCCGAGCGUGGCCGACGGAGAGAAUCCCGACGCCGUCCAGCUGCCCCAGUUGGCCGUCCGCGGCCUUCAGGAUCUCUCUCGCGUCUACAUCCGCCGCACUCUGAGGAACCUGACCGCCGCCAUCGCCGGCGGCGCCGUCGUCGUCGUCGUCGAUGACGGCGGCCAGGCGAAGGGCGCCGUGCAACGGCUCCCCCAGAAGCGCAAGCGCAGGCGUUGCCGCCGGCGACGCAUCAACACCUACGUCUUCGUGGGCAAUCAGCUGAUCCCCCAGAUGGUGGAGAGCGAGGAGGAGGAGCAGCAGCUCUCCGAGAAGGAGGAGCACGUGGAGGUGGAGGAGGCGGAGGACAGAGACAUCGGCGACAUCGAGGUCCUCAAGCAGGUGAACGUGUUGCGGGAGCAGAUCACGACGCUGCCGCUGCCCGAGUCCCUGAAGGCCUACCUGCUGUAUUACAGGGAGAAAUGACGGGUUACGUCAUCUCCUCUUCGCCCGUUUCAGUACAAAUGUAGCAUCGUGUCCAUUGAAUCGUCAUGGAGACGGCAUCGACGGCGGGCGAUAACGUGACGAUCGUCACCAUCUGUAUGAAUUUGUAUAUCCAUCCCCCCCCCCCAAAAAUCUAAACAUCUGUAAAAAACUGAGACUACGUGGACAGUUUCAGAACCACACGUUGAGAUGCUGAUUUCAUCACAAUGUCAGGAUUUCUGCAGGAAUGUGCAGAUUUAUAAAUUGUAUUUGGAAAAAAGGAAAAUAGUUCUUAUUAUAUUUGUCAGUGUGAUCAUCGCUCAGAUGGAGACUUUUUUUUUAUAGAAGCAUUAACUCACCGUCGAGGUCCGGUGGCUUAACGGAUCACCCGAAAACAGAAGCAAAGGACCCUGAACGUCUCACAAGGCCGCAUCCUCCGCCCCCUUUUUUUGUUUUUAUUUCCCGCAUAAUCAUAAAUUGGGGGCGCUUGUGUCGGCGCUCCUUCAGAUUUUGCGUUCCGGUCGACGUGUUUUUGUACCUUCCCGUUACGAGAGAUCAGCGAGAGACUUUAUGGAUUCAUGAUUUUUUUUCUUCAGGGCAUCUUUGUGAUGUAACUUUUUCUACUCUGCAUAUGAAAGCCGACAUCCUACUUGACAUGAGGAUUCCUCGCUGGCUCCGCCCCUUUCCACGGUUUCCCCCCCGUCGUUGCAGAGUUUAAUUAAUCAUAUCGGAGAUAAAACUGAGUUACGGUGGUGGUUCACUUUCAUUUGGCGAGAUGGUCGUCAAGAAUACAUGAAUUUACUGUAAAUGAGUCGGGCGUUCACUUCCUGUCUGAUGAUUGGUCACUGGAGGUGAUUUCCCAAGUGAUCACGACUGGAAAUGAUUUGAUAAAGGAAAAGAAAGGGGAGACAAAAAAAACAGAUUUAACGAAUAUGAAUCCAAUUUUUAUUUUUUUUAUUUCGUCCAACAGCCAUACAAAUCGGAAUCGCCGAGGAUUUUUUAAGCCUUUUGUAUCCUCGAGCGUGGAAGCACCUUCGAGAGAAAAGUCGCUCGUCUUGCGGACGCCGCUUGUCGUGAUGUCACAUCCUGUUCAAUCGGAGGACAACGUGCGCCACCUCACACGAGGACUUCUGUGAGUUUUACGGCACAGUAAAUUUACCCAAAACGACGGUAUAUUCCUACAAAAACAUUCCACGUUGGAAAGAAGAAGAAGAAGAAAAGAUGAACCGCACUGAUCGAUGUCACUACUCUUCUUUUUCAUCUUCUUCUGUCACAGACUUUGUUCAUCUCACUGAAUGCAUCCUUUUGGUGUUCCAAAAGCCGAGUUGAAUGCUGUUGAUAUUAAUUCUAUUCAAUAUAAAAGUGAUAUUAUAAUGUAUAUGUAUUGUUAUCAUAGGGAUCUGCACACAGUUUGAUUUGGUAAGUCGUAGCGCCCUUUGCUGUUUACUGGAUCUUGACACUGAACUCCACUGCUGUCUGUUGAAUAAGAUGUAUUCGUGCUUAUGGUAUUCAUUUUGUUCUGGUGUCAUGACAAAUAUUUUGUUUGGAAAACGGGAGUGAUUAUUCUAUUAGUAGUGUGUGGAGGGGUAAUUCAUUUCUGCUUUUUUUUUUUUUUUAUACAAAAAGUUUUGCAGGUUAAGCAAUAAUGGAAUCAUUUCUCAUUUCUCAUCUUAACAUGGCCGAUAACUCCACCGUCCCAUUUGAUCCUCAUGACCAUUGACUUGGCACGCAACGGUUUAAAUACCAAUUUUCUUAAACAUACUUCGAAUCAGAGAGCAAGUUUUUGAAAGCGGGGAGGGGGCGUGACCUCGACUCUCAGGUCACGCCUUGCACCAAAGUAAAAUGGGACCGCCGGGAAUGUGGACGAGAUAUGACUGCAACAAUUUUUUUUAAACACGCCAUAACCAAUUCUGUCCCUUUUUAUAAGAAGUUAAUUUGGUCCGAGCACAAAACGUCGUCAGGUUCAUUUAAAAAAAACUAAUUGUUUUCGUUUCUUCGUAAAUGUUUUGGCACAACAAAAAAUAAUAAAAAGGUCACGAUCA